This is a messenger RNA of Clonostachys solani, 342 nucleotides long. The record is from the annotation of a GenBank genome assembly. Lineage: Eukaryota; Fungi; Ascomycota; Sordariomycetes; Hypocreales; Bionectriaceae.
AUGAAGCCCGCAGUCAUUCUCUCCCUCUUCGCCACUGCCGCCCUAGCUGCGGACGAGGCCUGCUCAAGGACGAACAAGGAGAACAACAACGUGUACUACUACUUUUACAAGGCCACCCCGGGCCAGCCCACAGGCUACCAGUGGUGCUACGGCUUCUACGACAAGCUUGCGGCCUAUUGUACCAUUUCGUCGAAGGGCUGCUCAACCUUUGCCGGCACGGUGCCGUCUACCAGUCACUCGAGCUGGACAUUCCUCGUGCCCAACACGUGCACGAAUGGGAAUGUGGAGACUGCAUGGCAGGAGUUCACAUCGGGCGAGUUUGGCACCUCCAACUGCGCUUAG